AUGUUGUUACGAAAUCGCUGUGUCCGUAUGACCAUUCAGGCGGUCACUGCCCCGGCAUUUGAAGUCCAUCAGGAACAAGCAAUGCAUACAUCAAUGUUUCGUCACCUCCGAUCAUGUGCUCGGGUGCAUUUAGACCGAAUUCUGUUUCAGCCUUGUCCAGGGCUUCUGAAGAUUCGAGAAAGCAGCAACUUGAACCGAAAUGCCAAAAAUAAUCAAUCUCGAAGCUCCGAUAAGGAACUGCCGGUUUCUAGAAAUUCAUGA
Molecule: messenger RNA, 261 nt
Organism: Fusarium verticillioides 7600
Lineage: Eukaryota; Fungi; Ascomycota; Sordariomycetes; Hypocreales; Nectriaceae
Exons: 1
Coding region: 1-261 (86 amino acids)
Source: RefSeq, a predicted model, not a curated record